UUUUUUUUAUUCCCUUCACCUCUCUUCGCUUGCCACGACUACACUCCUCCUCCUCUUCGCCUCCUCUCUUCUUGACACGUAUCGCACCUCGCCCUCGUCGCCUUGCAUACCCCCUCUCCCUCCUCUGUAUAUAAACCCCUCUUUGAAUUCGUAUCUCUGUCCGGGCCGUCAUGUUAUCGACAACGCUUCUCUCCUUGCCAGACAUGAUGGCCCAUGCCUCUUCAGCUGGCGCUCCCUUUGACAGCGAAGUGUCCACCGCAGACCUGGACAGCGAGGCAUCCGCGACAACCCCCUCUGCAGCCACCCCCUCCCCCUCCUCCUCCUCCUCCUCACCGUCGACAGCAACCGCAACCGCCAUCCUCGCCCACUCGGCAUUCUCUUCAUCCUCAACGGAAGCCAUGCACAUUGACAUGCUGACUAAACUUCUGGAUGCAACCACCCCGACCCUCCACCAGAACUGUGCCGCCAAUGCCACCGAUCUCCUCUCCGACCCUAGUGUGAUCGCUCUGGCCGCCACCUCUACUUCCUCUUGGACCGGCUCACCCUCCAUCAGUCCCAUGGCUCUCAAGCUUGAGUCGCCCCUGCUCAGCCCCAGCCCAGGCCCAUCCUCAGAGACCCCUGCCAAGCCCAAAGGCAAGAGCAAGGCCGUCUCUUCCUCAAGCACCACCCACCGGAAGAGAUCCACGGAUCCUGCUGACAAGGAGACCAAGGCCCGUGAGCGCGUGUUGCGGAACCGCGCCGCCGCUCAGGAGUCCAGGGACAAGAAGAGAAAGUACGUCGAAGAGAUCGAGACCUCGAACGAGCACCUCCAGCAAGAGAACACCCAGCUGCUGAAGCGACUCAAGACCGUCGAGAGCGACAACCUCGCCCUCUCUCAACGACUCGAGACCCUCACCGCACAGUUCGCACAGAUGCAACAACUGCUAUCCCAGUCCUUAAAGCACAACCAACCCGGAGUCGGCUUUUGCCAGUACUGGCAAAGAAGGACAAGAGAUCCCGUAAGACGGACGCCUUGACCAACUCUCCGCAGCAGAAGCUGGCUCCACCCAAGAGAAACCUUUACACCACAACCUCCACGGCUCCAAUGCCCAACAAACACCGACGAGUCUAUUCGAUGACGAUGAAGACCUUGAUGAGCAAGAGGGAUCAGAACAGGGAAGCCCGUUCGUCGGAUCCGAGUGCAGCUCAGAACUGGAUGGAGACCAGCUGUCGGCCAUAUUGCUACAACAGUCGCAACAUGACCUUGACGCUCUCCUCCUCUGCAGCAGUCUCUUUUCUGACGACGCGACCACCGGCUCGGCAGCUGGCCACCACGGCCUUGAUGAUGGUUCUUCUGACCA
Molecule: messenger RNA, 1340 nt
Organism: Gamsiella multidivaricata
Lineage: Eukaryota; Fungi; Mortierellomycota; Mortierellomycetes; Mortierellales; Mortierellaceae
Exons: 2
Coding region: 171-1016 (281 amino acids)
Biological process (GO): positive regulation of transcription by RNA polymerase II
Molecular function (GO): DNA-binding transcription factor activity, RNA polymerase II-specific
Source: RefSeq, a predicted model, not a curated record